Messenger RNA from Nilaparvata lugens (brown planthopper), 2220 nucleotides. RefSeq names its product regucalcin. Gene Ontology annotation, biological process: L-ascorbic acid biosynthetic process. Gene Ontology annotation, molecular function: gluconolactonase activity; calcium ion binding. The transcript has 8 exons. Bases 217 to 1242 code for a protein of 341 amino acids. The record is from RefSeq and is a predicted model, not a curated record. Lineage: Eukaryota; Metazoa; Arthropoda; Insecta; Hemiptera; Delphacidae.
CGUGAAGUUUCCUGGUGAUAAUGGAAGCCUUCAAGUGGACAAUUUAAUUUAGAAUGAAUAAUUAAAAAGACGUAAAAUUUUUAAGUGCAUCAAAUAGUUGAAUAAAUAGUAGUGACAAGAGGCAUUCUCAGUCAUUCAUUCAUUAAGUGUGAAUAGGAACGACAGGAUAUUUCUCAAGCAUUAACUUCAUUUAGACAUUUUUUGUAGCAGUGCAAAAUGUUUCAGAUGGAGAAGUGCAUUUUCUUGGUCCUUUUGUUCACAUCAACUUCAGUUUAUGGAGACGACUACACGGUGACUUCAAUAAGUGAUACAAAUUUUCAAUGGGCUCACUCACCUUACUGGGACGCAACCAGCCAAUCACUGUACUUUGCAGACAUCGAUGGGGGCACAGUCAGCUGUUAUCAGCCCUCCACUAAGAAUCUCAAUACUGCCAAAGUCGAUCCACAAAAUAGUAAUACCUCAUGCAGCGUGGUAGUACCAUUGAAAGGGCAGAAGGAUAAAUAUGUAGUCGGUGUAAACAGCAGUGUGGCCACUCUAACAUGGGACAGUAAAAGCAGCAGCACUAGUAAACCAGCCAUCAUUACAGAGCUCACUCAAAACAAGACGAUCAGGACACAUACUGGAAAAGCUGAUCCUAUGGGACGCUUCUGGAUUGGAACACUAGGACCAUUCCGCGAAGAUUCAGCGGGCCAGGAACAGCCUGCUUUCUUGAACUCUGCCAAUGAGUACUUGAUAACAGCCGAAGGCAAAGCGAUCAUCAAAAUUCCAGAUGUUUCAAUCCCUGACGGUCUUGCUUGGAACGCUGAUAAAACCAAGAUGUACUUUGUUGACACUUAUGACCAUAAAAUUCUUGUUUUCGAUUAUGAUAACGGGUCAGGCGAUAUUUCAAACAAAAAAGUAGUUUUUGAUUCAAAAGCGAACAACAUUGAUGGCUACCCAGCUGGCAUGGCAAUUGAUACUGAGGGAAAAUUAUGGGUGGCACUGUUCUUCGGUGGUUCGGUACUAAGAGUUGAUCCAGAUUCCGGAAAACUUCUUCAAACAGUUAAUAUUCCAGCAAAAGAGCCAACAAGCUGUACAUUUGGUGGCGAGAAUCUCGAUAUUCUGUACGUGACAUCGGCACGAAUUUUCCAGAAAGUUGCGCCUCCAACUGAAUACAGUGGACGAGUUUAUGCUGUGACAGGAUUGAAGAGCGGAGGAAAACCGGUCACUGGUUAUCCUGGACGACCAAUUAAUGCUAUUUAAUGCCCUACUGGUAUUGAUAAAAUACGUAAUAGUAGCUGAAAAAUCGUAUCAUUUGUUGAGAGUCUGAAUGAAACUUGUUCAAUGUUUGAACAAACUUAGUUGACUGAACAAUUAAUUGCUUUGCAUGAAGGUGCAGUGAAAUAUUCUUCAGCAGUGACUCUACGAUUUAUUCGCGCGGCUGCUGUAGAUUUUAUAUCGAUAUACAUAGACUAUACAGUGAUCACAAAGUAGAAGAUUACUUCUUCUCUGUGACAGUGAUAGACUAAAGUUGUCGAUCGGCUAGAAUAUGUAGUGUCGCUAAGCUAUUGCACCUUGAAUCACACAAAAUAUUAUAAUUAUUGUAAAAUAUCAGUACAGUUGAAAACUAGAAUACCGGUAUGCAAUGUGUUUCUAUGUCUGUGAUUAGGCCUAUGAAUACAGUUUUUGAAAAUAGACUGAAUAAAUGAAAAACUUCAUUCACAUGGGCUACUUUCCAAAUUAAUAAAACAAUAUAAAAAUCUUGAAGCUCCCUUUAUUUUUUAAAAAAACUUUAAAAUAGCUCAAAAGCUAUUUAUAUCACACCAUCAUCGUCAGGUUAUAGAAUAAAAUAAAUUUUCAAUAAAUGUUUACUAAUAAUAAGCAUAAAGUUCAUAAUAUAGAAUCUAUCAAUUAACAAAACUAUUAGUAAACAUUAUUUAUUGGAAACUUAUUUUAUUUCAUAACCUGACGAUGGUGUGACCACCGAAACUAGUUGUUGAACUAUUUUAAAGUUUUUUAAAAAAAUAAAGGGUGUUUCAAGAUUUUUAUAUUGUUUUAUAAUUAAAUGAAAUAUAAAAAUGAAACACCUUAGAUCAUACAACACAUUAUCGUUUCAAUUGUAAAGUAACAGUACAGUUGAAAACUUGAAUACCGGUAUACAAUGCGUUUGUUAUGUCUAUGAUUAGGCCUAUGAAUACAGUUUUUGAAAAUAGACUGAAUAAAUCAAAUAUAAAAAUGAAA